AUGGAGGUAAAUCACAGAGGGAAUAAACAAGAAAAGAAAUUUGAUGAUUUAGAGCCUCCAUCACCGAUUUCAAAGGUAUUUUCGUGCAUUUCAAAGGCGGCAUCGAUGAAAUCAUAUGCAAUAGCGCCCUUCAGUCCCGAGUACUCCUUCAGAGUUAAAUCGAUUGGCUCCAGAGGCCAUUCUGGGCCCAUUAUACCUAUUAUCCCUAAAGAAGCUUUGAGAUCGAAGAGAGGUGGCGGGCUCGAAUCCCAGGAGCCUGGUUCUCCCAAGGUGUCCUGUAUUGGCCAGGUUAAGCUCAAGGCAAAAGGCAGCCGCAAUUUGAAUUGCAAGGAUAAGGGCGGGUCCAGGGUUCGACCCCCUUUAACGCUCAAAGAAUUGGGGAGGAUGGUGAAGGUGAGUAGACUUUUUCUGGGCAAGAUGCAGACUGAAAAGGCAGUUUCAGUUUCAGUUUCAGCUCAGCUGCCCAAGGACGAGGGAAAUGAAUGUUCUUCUGUUGGGCAGAUGAAAAGAUUUGCGUCCAGGCGUGAGUCCCCUGCGCUUGCAAAUUUUUAUGCACAUUCACAAGAUUUAGUAAAUGAAAAGGAUGAAUGUGGGGCUUUUUCUGAAGAUGAUGAGGUGUGUGAGGUUAAUUUAUCGUCUGUGAUCGCUGAAUUGAAGUCUCGGACAAAUUCUGAAAUACGUUUGUGGGAACGGAGUCACGUUGAAUUUUCUCAGACCCCAUCGGCGGAGGGCAGAUAA
Molecule: messenger RNA, 738 nt
Organism: Cryptomeria japonica (Japanese cedar)
Lineage: Eukaryota; Viridiplantae; Streptophyta; Pinopsida; Cupressales; Cupressaceae
Exons: 1
Coding region: 1-738 (245 amino acids)
Source: RefSeq, a predicted model, not a curated record